GGAGGCACGCGCUUUAAAAAGAACAUUUCGGGGCCGUUUGGCUCGCGCGCGUAAAUGCGUCCCACUCUGAUUUUCGCUGAUGAGACGCGUCUUUUUGGUGGAAUCUGACGGGGAAACCUCUCCCGAAUCCGGCUUUCUGUCCUGUAAUUUAUCGUGCACGUGAGAAGAUGAAGGUGUUUCUGGUCAGUGUGUUCCUCGCGCUGGACUUGGCCACCGUGGCUCUCACUCUGUCCACGUGCAGCACGCUGGACAUGGACCAGUUCAAGAAGAAGCGGAUCGAGGCCAUCCGAGGGCAGAUCCUGAGCAAGCUGAAGCUCACCAACCCCCCGGAGGACUUCCCCGAGCCGGAGGAGGUGUCCCGGGACAUCGUCGCCAUUUACAACAGCACGCGGGACCUGCUGCAGGAGAAGGCCAACGAGCGCGCGGCGACGUGCGAGCGGCAGCGCAGCGAGGAGGAGUACUACGCCAAGGAGGUGCACAAGAUCGACAUGCUGCCCGUCUACCCGGCGGAAAAUGUCAUCUCUCCCACGUACUUCAACCCGUACUUCAGGCGGCUGACCUUCGACGUGUCCUCCAUGGAGAAGAACGCCUCCAACCUGGUGAAGGCCGAGCUCAGGAUCUUCCGGCUCCAGAACCCCGGAGCCCGGGUGUCUGAGCAGCGCAUCGAACUCUACCAGAUCUUAGGACACAAAGACCUGACGUCCCCGACGCAGAGGUACAUCGACAGCAAGGUGGUGCGGACGCAGACGGAGGGGGAGUGGCUGUCCUUCGACGUGACGGAGGCCGUGAGUGAGUGGCUGAACCACAGAGACAGGAACAGUGGCUUCAAGCUCAGCCUGCACUGCCCCUGCUGCACCUUCGUCCCGUCCAACAACUACAUCAUCCCCAACAAGAGUGAGGAGCUGGAGGCACGGUUCGCAGGUAUUGACGACAGCUUCAUCGGCGGUGACCUGAAAGUCUUCAAGAGGCGGCGGCACAGCGCUCGAGCUCCGCACCUGCUCCUCAUGCUGCUGCCCUCCUACCGGCUGGAGUCCCAGUCGCAGCACAAGAACCACCGCUCCAAGAGAGCGCUGGACGCCGCCUACUGCUCCCGAAACGUUCAGGACAACUGCUGCUUGCGCUCGCUCUACAUUGACUUCAGGAAAGACCUGGGCUGGAGGUGGAUCCAUGAGCCCAAAGGCUACGACGCCAACUUCUGCGCUGGGGCGUGUCCGUAUCUAUGGAGCGCAGACACCCAGCAUUCAAAGGUGUUAGGCCUGUACAACACCAUCAACCCCGAGGCGUCGGCCUCCCCCUGCUGCGUCUCGCAGGACCUGGAGCCCCUCACCAUCCUCUACUACAUCGGCAAGACGCCCAAGAUAGAGCAGCUCUCCAAUAUGAAAGUCAAAUCAUGCAAGUGCAGCUAGAAGCCCCCCCAACGAACACACACGCUCUCUUUCUCCUGUUCUUGAAGCAAACACACACACACACACACGCACACACACACACACACACGUAGAGCUAGCAGAGUGGACUCACAUCCCUGCAGUCAGACCCCGCCCGUUCCCUCUCAUGCACUAUCACGCUCACGGCGGCACUUCAGGAGUUGUGUGUUGGAGAAAAGGAACGAUGCUGUGCAGCCAGGAGUGUGUCCCUCAGAGUCCAGCAGCCUCACAAGCAGACUGGUGUGUCGGGAUCUUUGUGUCGAGUCCAUGCUGCGGUUUUCCUGUUGUUUGUGGAGCAUUGUUUGGAUUUCCAGGCGUCUGACGCUGUUGACGGUCACUGUGGCACUGGAGGAGAGCCUGAGCAGCGAGCCGGAGCUAGCGCCGGCGGUCUCAUCUGGCCAGAAACAGACCGUCCUCACGUUCAUCAUCAUAAGUGAAUCCACACACGACCCGGGCAGCCUGACAGCCGGGAGUUUCCCUGUUCUCUCAGUCAAACUGCUCCGUAUCUGGCACUUGGCAUCAGUUUGUAAACCAGACGUGGGGAUCCAGCUCUCGACACGAUGAGCUGCAGCCACCAGGUACACUUUGUAAAACAAUGGACUGUUUUGGAAUUUAUCUUUAGCAGUGAGUCCAGCUGGCAGUCCUCGUCGUGUUGGCCAGUUGGAAGCAACUCAGUGAAUAAAAGAAAAACGCUGGAGACCGGGAAUGUCAAAAAUGAGUCUCACCCUUUGGUCUCUACCAAAUUCUCAGCCACAAGACAUUAGAUCAACUCACACUGUUUAUCAUUUCACAGUUUAGCCUGUCAGCCCUGAAAGAUCUGAUGAAUUCAAAGGUUAUUCAAAUAUGACGAGAAAUCAGCAUCUGCAGAAAUAUUCCAGAUCUGGACUUCAGGAGUAUUAAAAAGAGGGUUUAGCAUGUUGAUACUGGAAUUAUCUGAUGAAAGCAAUGUCCAUGCUUCAAGUAAAAUCAAAGUCAGAAAACAAUCAUUUAAUGCAAACGUUGCACAUCGCAGUGCGUGCUGUAAAUCAGUCUGGUAGCGUGAACUCCUCCCAGUAUUCAGAAUGAUCCAGAACACACACCAGUCCUGUUGUUAUUGUUUUUUGUUGUGUGUGUGUUCUGAAGGCACGUUCAGCAUGCGGCACCACACACACACAUCACGACUCGAGAGUAAGGCAAACACUGGAAGUUUACGUAAUACGUGUAUAUAUGUGAAAUACGUCCUGGAAACGACACACAGGCCGACUCCAUCGAUCAUCCAGCACUCUCCUCGUCUCACCGUCACUCCUGAUUCUUUGAUUUGUUUCUUCUUUUUUUCAGUUUCAGAAUGCUUUUCUGGAUUUUCUUGCUGUCAUGCAGCGGUUUGGUGUUGAGGUUUAGCAGCCUGUCAGGAGGCAGAGAGGAGGAAGGAACCAACAUGCAACGCUCAGGUCGGAAAAGUACACAGAUUAUGUCUGUAAGAAGUGAGUUUACAGAGGAAACCCUUCAAGGUUACUCUGGCUUUGCUCGGUGUGGAAAGUGUAAACGAUGACACACUUUGCCCCAAAAUUACAAGACAUAUAAGCCAAAUUCAACCUAAUUAGUACAAGCAUAUUAAUAUUCGAGUUAAGAGUAAUUCAUAAUUCCAUUUCCAGCAGGAAUCUUGCCACAGAAAACUACUCGCAUCUAAUAAGGUUGGUCAGAAACAUGGUUCAAAGUCUGACAGUGGGUUCUUCACUCUGUGAGCACAUCCAGGCAAAAAUAGAGCAGCAGAUUAUGUGUGUUUGUGUGAAACGGCCAGAGUUAGUGUGAGUAAACCAACGCCAGACCACACUCUGCCUGUUCUCCAGCAGCUUGGCGCUGCAGCGGUGGAGUUUAGGUGCUAAACUGACCGGGCACUGAAAGCAUUUGACUCAUUUUGAAACAAAACUGACAAGUGAGAAACUCCUCCAACAGGAAAACAUCUAACCUUUUCAGACCGCACGAUAUUCUCCAAUGGUUUUCACAUCACAGCAGCACGUUUCUGAGACCGUGGUCGUAAAGCAACGUGAGACUCCGGAAUAAGCAUGGAUGUCAAAAUAAGGCCCAGCCAGCAGGCGCGUCCUCCGUCAGAGCCGGAGACGGGUGGAGGCGGCCCGCAGGCCUGGGAGCUGCUGUCUCUGCGACGUGACGGCGGUGCGCGGGGGGAGUUAGCGAUUAGCAUGAUGAAAGCUGAGAGGAGGUGCUAGCAGGAAGUAAACAAAACGCUCAAGAAACAACA
Messenger RNA from Salarias fasciatus (jewelled blenny), 3660 nucleotides. RefSeq names its product transforming growth factor, beta 2 (gene tgfb2). Gene Ontology annotation, cellular component: extracellular region. The coding region runs from base 168 to 1406 and encodes 412 amino acids. The record is from RefSeq and is a predicted model, not a curated record. Lineage: Eukaryota; Metazoa; Chordata; Actinopteri; Blenniiformes; Blenniidae. Gene Ontology annotation, molecular function: growth factor activity; cytokine activity; transforming growth factor beta receptor binding. Gene Ontology annotation, biological process: regulation of cell population proliferation; transforming growth factor beta receptor signaling pathway. The transcript is spliced from 7 exons.